Molecule: messenger RNA, 5698 nt
Organism: Pelobates cultripes (western spadefoot toad)
Lineage: Eukaryota; Metazoa; Chordata; Amphibia; Anura; Pelobatidae
Source: the annotation of a GenBank genome assembly
CGCCACGGUGGCAGAUUGAACUACAUGUCCCGGCGUGCCGUGCGCCGUGCGUGGCAGCGUGACCCGGAAGUGCCCGCACGUGUGGUGUGAUGGCUGCCUGCAGAGCGCUGUGGAGGGCUGCGGUGGGCCUGUCUCGCCCCCGGUGGGCACCGGCGAGGAGUUACGCCAAGAAAGCGGGUGAGGAGGGAAAGUCUCCCGUGAUAUUCUGUAUCCCGUGGUCUGACCGCCAUGCAUUGGCCGCUGGCCCCACUUUAGCCCUUCAAGGACCAAUGACAUCUCAGGCAGGUCAUGGGAGGGCAGCCUGAAAAUCCUAAAAUUAAAGAAUCCGGUCCGGGUGUGAGCAUGUGAGCAGCCCUGCGGGGGCAUACAAUAACACACACACACAGUAACACACAUACAGUAACACACACAUACAGUAACACACACAUACAGUAACACACACACAGUAACACACAUACAGUAACACACACAAUAAAACACAUACAGUAGCACACAUACAAUAAAACACAUACAGUAACACACAUACAAUAACACACAUACAAUAAAACACAUACAGUAGCACACAUACAGUAACACACAUGCAUACAGUAACACACAUACAAUAACACACAUACAGUAACACAAAACCUGUUUAUAAUUAUUUAAAACAGGUUUCCAUUUAAAAAAAAAAUAAAAAAACAUUCAACCUUGUUAUGUAAAUUUUAAUGUUUCUUAAACACAUUGUGUUAAUGUUUUAAAAAUUAAAUUUUAAUAUUGAAAACUUUCCACAAAAGAAUGUGAAAAAAAUAAAACGAACAAACUGUUUAAGUUAAAGACCACCCCCCCCAAAAAAAAAAAGAGAUAGAAAGGUGAAAGAAAGAAGAGGUUUAGUAAGAGAAUGCUAUGGUAACCAGUUAACUAACAAAAAAAAAAAAAACACAACUUUUAGGAAUGUCAGCCACAACAACUGUCCUACUACGCAUGUAAUCUUUAAUGUAAGGUUGACCUUGAAUGUAGGCCUACCUUUUAACUGUUAAUGUCUGUAUUUGUACAGGAUAUUAUGUUGACCAAUGGGAAAAAGUAAUAAAAACUAAACAGGGGGACAAACCUAUUUCAUUAAAAUAAAUUCUUAAUGCAUAACUAUACAAGCCCCACACCCCACACUUAAAUUGAUCUGUCAGUGCUCUUCCAGUUACAUGAUACCAAGGGCUUCCCUUGUAAAAGAGCUCAACAAGGAAGUCCGGUAUCGCCAAGAUGGCCAUGACCUCUCAAGCAUCCCAUUUACUACAGACCUAGAUGCUAUUUCCAUGCUCCUGGUAGAUGAGUGGCAGUGAUAAAAUGCAGUGCCAGGUGCCUCUGCAAUUUAAAGCCAGCGUGUGUUGUUCUAGAAUAGACUCCUUCGUCUUCAAAUGCAUGCUAACCAGUAUUGGUUAUUAUUUUUACAAUAAUUAGGGCCAAUGUCUUCUGCAGAGCGUUACAGUAUUAUAAGAGAGUGAGGCUAUUACAAAAUGUUACAGGAACUAUGGGUUCAUCAGGACUCAAAUUCUAAUUUAAAUCAUUUUUAAUUCUUCACUCAUUCAAUUACAAUAAUUGCAUCUCAACUUUACAUUAAAGCCAAUCAUUUUUUUUUCUUUCUUUCUAUUGGGGCAAUCAUCCUACAUGUUCCUUGUCACUGCUAGUCCACUCAGCUGAUCAUAGAUACUGAUAACAUUGUUAUGAAGGGGUAGCAAGUGAAUUUCUUCUUUUUUUAAUUUAUUUUCAGCCCUGUAUUAAGGCAGACCAGCCUGUCCUUAGUAUAUGUCCACUUCCUGUAUCCAUAAUAUCCAUUGAUUUAGUAAGCCACUCAUACUGUUCCUGCUACUGUCAUUACACUGUUGGAUGAGAAAUCACACACACCAGACAGCUCUAGCUAAGGGACUAGAAACAAGUCCUACUUUUUGCAGAGAAACUUCAUUGUUUAACCUGACAUACCUUUAUCAAGAGACAAAUUUGCUCUGUCUCAAGUAAUUAGAUGGUUUAUGCUGUUAGAGCUACACAAUUGUUUUGUGUCUAUUUUUUAUGUAUGGUUUAUGAAAGCAGAUCCGGAUUUAAUUGUUUUCCAAGAUUUUGGGGAUUUAAUAGAGUACUCUACACACCUUUGUCUGCAACAUUUAAUGCAACUCUGUGUUUAUCAAUCAUUGAUAUCUGCAUCUUUUCAACUAGAAGGGCACUGUGGACUGGCAAGUGGAAAUGACUCAUUUCAACUUUGGCGUGUAGAAUGUAGAAAGGAUGAGUGUUGGUCAUCUCUAAAUAAAUGCAGUCACAGUAUGUUUGUACAUGCCUCUUUGGAAAACAGUAGAACAGUACUUUGUACAUGUCUCUUUAAAAAAAAACCUAUCCUAAUGAAAGUUUCGCCUCAGGUCUGUUUAUGAUGAAUGUUGUAGUGUUAGAGAGGUAUACCUGAAAAUUACAUUGUUUUGACUUUUUUUUUCUUCCAGUUGUGAAGGGGAAGGGGAAAGGAAUUUCCAAAGAAGUUCUGAAAGGACCUGAAAUUUGCAAAGACCCAGCAAUCUUGACUACACAUGCUAUGGGGGUCAAUAUUUACAAAACUGGGCCAGAAGUGAAAUUAAAAGAUGACUCUGAAUAUCCUGAAUGGUGAGUUAGGUUUUAGAUGCUGACAUUUUUGUUAUUUCUGGAUAGAAAUAAGGAUUUGCUUAAAAAAACACUCCAGGCACCAUAACCACUACACCCCCCCCCCCACACACACACACUGUCCAGUUGUAAGGAAAACUGUCUUAGAACAAAGAUCAAUAUAAUUGCAUCCCAUCCCCUCCCCUCCGCCCCACCACUUCAUAUGGAGAGCUGGAAGUUCUUAAGCAUGAGUUUCAGUUAACUCUUGUGAGCUAACCUCUGCAGUGUAAGGCUAGCUCAUUGGAGAGUUUCAGCUGAUCACUCUUAGCCAAUGAGCUAAGCCAUAUAGAGAACUUCCGGCUUUUCGUAAGAAGUAUUGGAAGUUUUGAGUGGUGCCCAGCAAUUCCGAACCAGAAGUUAAACUGUUCUAAAAUGGUUUGAUAUUUUUUUUUUAUUUUUUUUUUAUUUUUUUUACAAUGGGCGGGAGGGGGCAGGACACUCCUGGCACCAUAACCACAAUAGCACAAAUUUGUGGUUAUGGUGCUUGGAUUUGUCCUUUUUAAGAUAUUACAGAUGGAAUUGUUUAAGAUGUUUUAGGUAUACUUACUAUUGUAUUCUAUAAUAUUCAGAGUAAUAUGCACACCAAAAUUAUAUUUUGUGAAUGUAUAAGGUUUAUAAAAAGGAGACCUAAGCCAUGGGGAUAUAUACUUGUCUAUAACAUAUGACACCCAACAUGGUGGGUUGAUGAAUUGGUCAUGUUUAGCCUUUAAUGUAGGGAACCUUGAGCAUAUUUUUUUUUUUUUUGGCUUUUGUUCACAUUAAAGGAACACUCCAGACACACAAAACGCUUCAAGAAAAAUCGAAAAAUGGACAGCACUCCAGGAUACAAGUGGUCUCAGUUUAUUAGAGCAUAAGCAACCUCAGUAGUGCAACGUUUAGUCUCCUUAGAGCCUUCAUCAUGCAUGAUUUAGGCUCUAAAGAGCCGAAAUGUUGCACUACUAAGGUUACUUACCCUCUAUAUAAACUGAGACCACUUGUAUACUGGAGUGCUGCCCGGUUUUCUAUUUUCUUGGUGCUGGGAUGGAUUAGUGGUGUCAGUUCUGUGGAGCGCCUCCUGGGAGAGCGGCCAGAUCGAUAGGCUGAACCAGAGUGCGGGGUCGUUUGUUUCCUGGUACAUUUCUUGCUAUCACAUUUGUGACCGUUUUUUAUAAAAGAACUUUUAUAAAACUUUGCUGAAAUGUCUCCCCAGUUAUGAGUUAGACCACUCGAGAGAUAUAUAUAUUUUUUUCUGCUUACAUUAGCUCCACAUAGCUAACGUAAGAGGCAGGUGCUCUGUCCCCCUACUCCAUGAGAUGUUUCAUAGCUCAUUGGGAAGCACAGGAAAACUGCGAUUGCAGGUGUGUGAGCGGUCACAGCUCAAGCACAAGAUGCUUCUCAAUAAGAAGCCACCAAUUGGAGUCUUCCCGGCACAGACUGAAAGUCUUUGUCUGAGAAAGAAGCAAUGGUCUGCAGAUUUUGCACAAUGUUUUUUUUGUUUGUUUUUUCAAAGAAAAUCUUCAUUAAAGAAAACAAUGUUUUCUUUGGGUGUUUACUAAAUUGUUCAACAAUAAUAAACCGUUCAUUGGAGCGUUCUUUUAACUUCUAUAGUUCUAGGGUAUGAUUUCCAGCACUGGUCUCUUAGUAAUUGUAUAUUCAAAUGCUCUUUAGUUGAAGUAAACCUGUUUUAAUAUUAUUAAUAGUUUUAGUGUAUCAUUACAUGCAUUUUGAUAUUUUCUUUCUGAUUUGAAAACACAGGUUAUUCCAGAUAGAUCUAGGACCACCGAAAACAUUGGAAGAGCUGAGUCCAGACACACCUCCGUAUUGGAGGCUGCUCCGCAAGUUGCACAUGUGGAGGAACAACAGACUUGCCAAGAACAAAAAAUUUUGAUUGGUAGACACGAGGUUUGAAAGACACUAUUCCGCUGUCAUCACUGGCACUUGCUGUUUUCUGCAGUGGGUCCUCCUGUCCUCUUUAGACGAACCCAAAUAAAUUAUUUUUUACUUUGCAAAUCAGGAAUUCUUGUGCAGUUAAUUUUUGGAUUGAACCUGGAAAUGUCUGAAAUAUGCCUAAACAAUUUGUGAUUGUGUGUAUGUUUUACGUUUUCUAUAAUUGUUCACAUGUUUAUUUAAAGUUCAAGAUUUGCGUGCCUCAAGACCUGGAAUGUCCCCUUGCUGUCUGUGGUGUGGGACCUACAUUGUACCCAUACCCCCUACUGUUUUACUGUUCAAGCUUAAUUAAUUCCACUGUGUUAAAGCUCAAUAGGGUGGGGUCACUAAUCUCCCCUCGUUUAGAGUCUACUUACUCUCGCACUGGUGACACAACUAUCUUGUAUCAUACUUAGCAUUGCCUGUUUUAGCAGGGUUUUUUUUCUUCCCCCAGUGAGUCUUGUAUGUGUGUCACUGCUCUGCCUUUUUCAAUGCAGCUGGUGACUGCAUUUAUGAUGAACACUUUGUAGCAAUUAGAAGAUCUUGUGUGACCAAGCAGAACUUGCCCCUUCUAAGUGACUGAUUGCAGAGCAGAUUGUUUGUGACAGAGCAGUUUGUUGUAUAGGAUGGUCUUUGUAUAGGGAGUGACCACAGUUUAAAUUUGCUGCAGGUUGCGGUAGGAGUGAGUUAAUAGUCAAGACAACGCUAAGUAAAAAAAACCAAAAACCUCAAAAUAAUUAAUGGAAUCGUAUUAAUAAGAUUUAAAAUAUGAGUAGAAAAUUGUGUAUACAAAAAUAUCAUGAUGUAUUUUUGACAUGCUGUUUAGAAUUAAAAGGAAACUGUGUCCUUUAUACUAUGUGUGACUUUUAUGGGGAAAAAAAAUAAAAAUUUAAAUUCUUGUCCAAAUUUACAAAGCUGUACUGAACAAUUUGAUUUGGGCCUUUAGCAAGGCAAGACCAUUGUUGGCAAUAACAUCAUUAAGAGAUCUAGAAUUAUUUUUACAAGGAAGAAUAUUUCAUUUCUAACAUAUAAUAAUAGAACUCUCGGAACUCAACUGAAGCAUAUUAUACCAACCCAAAAAUAAAAGGUUAACUAUUCAGUAUCUUGUUUUUUUCUUCAAUUAAAUCAUUCAAUUCAAUUAAAG